AUGUCCACGUCGUACACCUUCUCCACCUACACAGGCUUCUUCCAGUACGAUACUGUUGAGGGCACCACGCUCCCCGCCGUCGCGCCCAACUUUGGCCUUCGUUCGAACACCACCUGGGCCGACCUCUCGCAACGACUGCUGGAGCUCAACGCGCAAGGCCUGGCUACCGAUGGAUCCUCGUACAAGCUCCUCUUCGCUGGACGCCAUGGUCAGGGCUUCCACAAUGUAGCUCAGAGCAAGUACGGCAAUACGGCAUGGGACUCGUACUGGUCCGAACUCACCACAGACGGUACGCUGGUUUGGGGACCCGAUGCUAGGUUGACACCGCUGGGCAUUCAACAGGCCCAGGCGGUGCACGAUGCAUGGGUGGCUAUGCUGCAGCAACAGGAUCAUGCGCCCUUGCCGACAAAGCUGUUCUCGAGCCCUUUGAGCCGUGCUCUGUCGACGAUGGAGAUUUCGUACGACAAGCUGCUUUUGAACAACCCGAACGACACGGCUUCUGCGUCGCAGGUUCAGCCACGCAACGCUGGUCUCGAGGCUCAGCUGCAAGGUCUUCUGGCACAGCUCGGCCAAGGCAAGGUCCCCGCCGGCCUCGAGUCCCAGCUGAAGAGCAUCCUCUCUCAGGUCGGAAAGCUCCCUGCUGACGUCUCGGCCCAAGUUGAGAACGUCCUCUCCCAGGUCAAGUCUGGCCAGAUCCCUGCCGGACUCGGCCCCCUUCUGCAGGGCAUCUACUCCCAGUUUGUCGGCAAGCCCACGCCGUUGGUCAAGGAGCUCUUCCGCGAGGAGUACGGCGAACACACGUGCGAUGAACGCCGCACCAAGUCUCAACUCGCCAAAGACUACCCUAACGUUCGAUUCGAACCUGGUUUCGCGGAGAAGGAUGAACUUUGGACUACGACGAGGGAGGAGGACAGCCAUUUGGACGGAAGGAUCCAGCAGGCCCUGACGCAGAUGUGGCACGAAGCGCCGUUGGACGAGGUUGUGUCGUUGACGAGUCACUCGGGUGUCAUGCAGAGCAUCUUCAGGGUCGUUGGCCACUACCCGAUCAGCCCUGCUACUGGAGCGUUCAUCCCGCUGGUGAUCAAGGCUACUCCCAACUAG
Molecule: messenger RNA, 1101 nt
Organism: Pseudozyma hubeiensis SY62
Lineage: Eukaryota; Fungi; Basidiomycota; Ustilaginomycetes; Ustilaginales; Ustilaginaceae
Product: phosphomutase-like protein
Exons: 1
Coding region: 1-1101 (366 amino acids)
Cellular component (GO): cytoplasm
Molecular function (GO): phosphatase activity
Source: RefSeq, a predicted model, not a curated record